Messenger RNA from Prunus armeniaca (apricot), 1311 nucleotides. The record is from the annotation of a GenBank genome assembly. Lineage: Eukaryota; Viridiplantae; Streptophyta; Magnoliopsida; Rosales; Rosaceae.
AUGGCCAACCCAAACUCACAAACAACUCAAACUCCAUUGAUAGAUGCAUCACAAACACAAACAAACCCUAGUGAUGAUGAUGAUGCCAAACUUGAUCACUCUCUCCACAGCUUGGAGACCUUUCUCAGGCUCUUUGGGUUUUGCCAGUACUCUUUUCUGAGCUUCAGCCUCUCAUGGCUUGCUUUCCUUCUUGUGGGUGUUGCACUUCCAGUGGUACUCAUUGAAAUCUCUUAUAGUUCCAGAAGUGAGAAGUAUCAGAUCAAAAAUUUUGAGCUUCAGAUUCUGGUUUCUGAGUCUCUUGUGGCUGCCAUUUCUCUUGUUUGUAUUUCUUACAACCUCAGAAAGUAUGGCAUACGGAGGUUCUUGUUCGUGGAUAGGUAUCAUGGUCAUAAGCUUCAGUACCGUGAUGAAUAUAUACAGAAGAUCAAUAACUUCUUCCGCUUGCUGGCAGUAUGCGUAUUGCCUUGCCUCCUUCUGAAGACUGCUCGUGAAGUCACUCGCUUAAUUUAUGUUCACUACGAUUCAUGGUGGAAAUCUGUUCUUGCAUUGCUUGCUUUGCUUGUGUCAUGGACGUUUUCAACUAUAAUUUUCCUAUCAGGCAGUGCUUUGUUCAACUUGGUGUGCAGUUUGCAAGUGAUACACUUUGAGAACUAUGGGAAGCUUUUGGAAAGGGACAUGGAUGUUUCUGCGUAUAUCGAAGAACACACUCGUCUAACGCAGUAUCUAUCCAAGAUCAGCCACAGAUUCCGAAUCUAUCUUAUUUUUCAAAUUAUAGUUGUGACAGCCAGCCAAUUUGUGGCUCUACUGCAGACCACAGGAAAUCACGGAAUCGUCAAUAUCAUCAACGGAGGCGAUUUUGCAGUCGCCUGUAUUGUUGAGCUUGUUGGGUUAAUUAUAUGCCUGCAUGGGGCUGCAAAGAUUUCACACAGAGCUCAAGGUCUUGCAUCAGUUACUAGCAGAUGGCAUGCUGUGGUCACCUGCGGCCCCAAAGAUGCAUCUCAAUCGAGAUUCGACAACAGUACGGGAAACUUGGAGAUUGCUUAUUCUGCUGGUUCAUUACCCAUAGCCUACUCAGAAAGCGAUCUAGAGUCAGUUGAUUAUGUGCCAGUGCCGACAAGUACACAAAUAGCUUCAGACAAGUCCCUCUUUCAGAAAAGACAAGCUUUUGUUACAUACAUGCAAUCAAAUCUGGGUGGGCUUACCCUCUACGGCUUUACGGUGGAUCGGGCGCUCAUUGGCACCAUCUUCUUUGUUGAGCUCACACUGGCUCUCUUUGUGCUGGGGAAGACAAUUACCUUCACCACCCAAUGA